AUGUUCCCCGGCCAAACCGCCAUCAUAACCGGCAGUGGACAAGGCAUUGGAGCAGAGUGUGCUCGUCUCUUCGCGAAGGAGGGGGCCAAUGUCGUUGUGUCCGAUAUCGACAGCACCAAGUCCCAGCAAGUGGCCGACGAAAUCAACAAGUCUGGCGGCAAAGCCAUCUCCGUGGCCGGCGACAUCCUCGACGAUAACUACAUCAACAAUUUGGUCAAGAAGGCGGCGGAAUUUGGAGGCGGAAAGAUCCAUGUGAUCGUCAACAACGCCGGCUUCACCUGGGACGGCGUCAUCCACAAAAUCACCGACAAGCAAUGGGACACCAUCCUCGCCCUCCACGGCACCGCACCCUUCAAGCUCAUCCGCGCCGCAGCUCCCUACUUCCGUGUCAAGGACGGUGAACCUCGCAGUAUCGUCAACAUCUCUUCCACCUCUGGCAUCCAUGGAAAUGCCGGCCAGGCCAACUAUGCUCUCGCUAAAGCCGGUGUCGUUGGCUUGACAAAGGCCAUCGCAAAGGAAUGGGGUCCCCAAUUCGGUGUCCGCGCCAACACCGUCGCCUUCGGGCAUAUCCAAACGCGCCUCACCGCCGCGAAAGAAGAAGGCGCUUUCGUCACGGCUCCCGACGGUUCGAAAAUCGCUCUCGGAAUCCCGCAGAAACAGAAAGAUAUGGGGAAUGGAUACAAGGACAUCCCGCUUGGUAGACCCGGGACGGCGAACGAGGCGGCUGCGGCGGUCAUGGCGGUUUGUAGUCCGAUGUUUAGUUAUGUUACGGGGCAGACUUUGAUGGUUACUGGCGGGAGGAAUAUGUAA
Zymoseptoria tritici IPO323 is the source of this 810-nucleotide messenger RNA. RefSeq lists its product as uncharacterized. Lineage: Eukaryota; Fungi; Ascomycota; Dothideomycetes; Mycosphaerellales; Mycosphaerellaceae. The record is from RefSeq and is a predicted model, not a curated record. The transcript has 4 exons. Bases 1 to 810 code for a protein of 269 amino acids.